UCACAGUACCAGAUCCUCACAGGAGCCUCACGCUCACGAAAAAACUCCCCCACCCACACACACCCUGACUCAGGCCUGGACUGGGAGAUACACUUGGCUGCCAAAUCAUAAUCAGCGCACCUCUGAGCGAGGCCUCGGUUUGCCAAACCUCUCAGACAUGGAGCUCCACAGUGUGCAUAAAACCUUCCACCACAGCCACCUGGGUGAGGAGAAGCACCAGAUGCUGAACUUGAACCGACGCCUGGAGACCUAUCUGAAUCGGGUCAAACUCCUGGAGGAGGAAAACUUGCUGCUCGCGCAGGAGAUCCAAGCUCUGAGACGCAGCGGUCACGGAGCUUCGACACGCAGGAAGGGCUUGGAGGAAGAGCUGCGGCAAACAAGGCUGGAGUUGGAUGCAGCCUGGACGGACAGGGUCCACACAGAGCUGGAGGUCGGCCGGCUGACCCAGGAGUUCCAAGCCCUGGACCUGCAGAGACAGAGGGAGGCUCAAGCCCACGUCAAGGCCAAGACAAUGGCGGAGCAAAGCAGGAAGGUGCUGGAGGAGGAACAGAGAGCACAGAUCUGGCUGAGAGAGAAGGUCAGUCAUCUGGAGCAUGAGAUGAGGCUCCUAAUUCAAACCCAUCAGGAGGAUGUGGCCCACUUGGAGGCCACAUUGAGCCAUUCCAGAGCCGCAGUGCCACCCACACGGGCUCAGAGGGGCAACCAGGCACCGAACCUCCUAGAGCUGGGGCAGGAGUACUCCCAGAGGGCCACCAGAGCAUGGCAGGAGGCAGCAGAGGCCUAUCAGGGCCAGUUAGCUCAGCUAGAGGAGUCGCUCAACCAGGCCAGAGGCCGUUUGACCCAAGUGGGCCAGGAGAAGAGUGAAAGCCAGCUGAGGCUCCGAGCCCUGGAGAAGGAGAUCGCCUCAGCUCAGGAUGUCAGGCUGCAUCUGGAGAAGAGCGCAUCCCAACAGAGAAACAAACACAGUCAGGAGAUCCAACAGCUCCAGGCACACAUAGAGGGCCUGGAGGCGGAGAAAGAGGAGGUGGGCCAGCAGAUCGACCACCUCCUCCUGGAAAACCGAGGCCUGCUGCAGCUGAAGAUGUCUCUGGGUCUGGAGGUAGCGACGUACAGAGCUUUACUGGACAGUGAGAGCAUCGGGGGAGACGUCUCUUUGUCAAAUCAGCCAAGAAACAUUUCCAUCACAGAUGCAGUGUUCUGUCCUCGGGGGGUUAAAAAGAAUUACCCAACGCAGCUGUCUGCUACCCACAAGACUACUUCCCUUUUAUCUCUCCGCACCAUAACAGCAACAGCACCAACGACAAUACCUGCAACAUCGCUCUGCAAUAGAAAACCUGUAACUUUCAACGAAACUCCCGAGAUUCUACGGAAACCUGCGGCGGCAGAGCCAGCAAAGUCAGCAACAUGGGAGACCCCUUAUCCUAAAAUACUGCAGGAUGGCGCUGUUGAAAAUUUCAGACCACAGGAGGUUCAUGAGAAAGUCACCUACGCUGAGCCUCUGUCGCCUCCUAAUGAGCAGGAGGCUUUUGCUCCAACGACAUCAGGGACCAAAGAAGGUGAAGAUGAUGAAACUCGAGAUGAAACAGUUAUGGAGUCAGUUGUUGGUUAUGAGGUCAAGUCCGGCCACAGCAGCGAGCCAGCCUUCAAUGAAAUUAGCCACCACCAGUUUACAUCACCCAACCUUACACCACACCACAUCAACGUGACAGAGCGGCCCUGUGUUUUCCCGGAUCAAUCUGAUAAUGAUGUGUCUAUUGACGGCGCUGCUGAAAAGGAAGACGUGCAACAGCCAAGUGCUCCGAUUGAUGCGCUGGCAAGUGAAGAGUGUGCAGGCGAAGCAGCAGAGCACGCCCGAGUGGAGAGCUCAGAUUCUGAAACAGAGGCAGUGCUCGAACCAACCUUUGGAUCCAGGACGAGCAGUCCAGUGUCCGAAUGUGAGAAUGCAGAAAGUGUGUUCAACCAAUUUACAGAUUUCAGCCGAGAUGAAAACGGCUCAAAUGAAGAUGCAGUUGAGAUAACACCAGAAUUAAACUCUUCUAUGGUAGGAACAAAUGAGACAGAUGUUGAGGAGAAGUUGUACCCUGAUGGAGAGGAGAUGGAUACGUGGGAUAGUGUAAUUGAAAGGAAGGUUGAGCUGAAGACCGACGAUGGCAUCGAAGAAGAAGCAAAAAGACAACAUGCUGAACCCGAGGAAGACAUUUCAGCAAGAGAAGUGGAGCAUGAAAAGAGAGAAAUUAGCCACGACAAUGUGGCCUCCUCAGUGAUGGACACACAAGUUGAUGAUGACGGAGAGAGAUCUGCAUUAUACCAAGAGAACGUACCGCCUCCUGACAAUGAAGAAGAAGAAGAUGAUGAUGAUGAUGAAGAGGAGGACUCUCAAAAUGUCUGUGUGUCAUGGAGGACCGAGUUGGAGAGCGACAGCUAUGCUCAGGACAACACCCUCGCUGACACUCGUCCUCUGAUCCGAUACAAAAGCGACGAGACCGACGCCAACACUCAGGCAUCGCACAUGGAGGAGAGUGAGUCCAGCGAGGGAGACCAGGAAAAGAAGAUGGCAGAGACGGGAAGUGACGUGUGGAGCGAAGGCAAGUCAAAGAAAUUUGGAACCAUGGAAGAUCUGUGCGAGGAAGUUGAAGCAGAAGUACUGGAUGACGAAUUUGACCUGGGAUAUGCUCAAAUUGAGGACAGGGUCAUUGGCCAGAGUGUGACUGUGAGUGAGCAUGCUACGCCGAUGAACGAGGAAGAAAUAGCAGAAGAAAUGAUCAAGAAAGUCAGUAAUGGAUAUUCAGACGAAGAGACCGAAGAACUGACCGAACCCGCGGCACCCGCAGACGUAGACUACGGUGAGGAGUUGGACACGGACAGACUUGUGGAGCAGGAACUGGAGAACCUAUCCACACACAGCUACAGUGCUCGCUUCGCGCAGCAGCAGCAGGUGGGUGAGAGCGAGUCUGCCGAGGAAACGACAGAGCAAGAAGAGGCCGGACGAAUAAAAACAGAAGACAAGUCUUUCUGUGCAGAGUCUGGACUGUGGGAAAACGGCAAACUUGUAUCUUCCUCUGGAACAAUAGAUCAGCCUCAUGAGAACUGGUAUUUCAGUAACUCAUCAGUGGUAAUGACUCACACAGACACUCUCGCUUAUAAGAAGGUCCAGCAAGAGAAAAGAGAGGAAGUGGAUGAACACAAUGUCUCCACGGUGACGCAUGCUGAUGUAACAGAAGAUUGCUCCGGCAUGAGUGAUGUCCCCAGCAGGCCUGAUAUGGAGGAAAUCGACAACUCGCAGGAACCGAACUCCGCGUGGCAAGAAAACACGCAGGAUGUGGCCGCCCCCGCCGAGGUGGUAAACGUCGUACCCGAAGAGACAGCCGACUCUCAGGAACAUCCCACUGAGGAGGCUGUAGACUGUCAGGCAUUUCCUGAUGCUCCGGAAACAGCUGAAUGGGAAGUCCUGGAGAACCCAAGUGAAGAAUUUGAAAUCGGAGAUCAAAUUGAACAUGAUCCAAAAUGUGAUAACGCGCCUGACUCGGCUGAAACCUGCCUCCAUGAUGACGGAGGCUCUGAUGAAGGUGUCAUGAUGUGUGGGAAAGAGGAAACCCUUGAGAUUUCACCUGACAGUGCACCUGAUGAAAACGAUAUCUUCGCGGUGAAGGACUCUGGUAUAAAGAAUGAUUUCUGGGUGUCCUCCCUAGAGACCGGCGCCGCCUAUCAACCAGAUGACGCGUGUAACGAAGCAGCCGAACAGACCAAUCAAGAUCUAGGUUUUGGCGACAACCUAGUUUGGGGGAAUUCAGACGACUCGAAUGUGGUUAAUGGGAACACCAGGGUGGACACUGACCCGUCUAAAGCCCUGGCUGCUAAAGCGGAGCAGGCACAGAUGCGUUCCGAGGUGAAGCAGCUGUUGUGUAGAAAUGUCGUAGACGGGGAGUUGGUCCACUCCGAGGAGUCUGACGUCGAGGGUGAAUCCUGGUCGUCCGGGGAGGAAACGGUAUAAAAAGUUGAGACCAGUUUUAGAUAAACCACUUUUAGACCUUUUCAGUGUUAGUCUGAGGAAACUUCUGUUUUCCAUAGAAAUGCAUUUACUACCAAAACCAAAGUCGUGCCUUGGUGCGCACCUCAACGACACGAACCACCAAUGUGCCAAUUCUAUCUGUAAGGACACUGAGCUCUCGCCUUGUUUUCUUAAAGUGACACAUUUGACUAACCUUUCUUUCUGUCUUCCUCCUAAUUGUUCAGCCCUUUUUCAGUGUGCAUGUGGGAGAGGGUUGGGAGUUUGUUGCAUGCAGGAACAGCAUGGGGAGAGAACAAAGAAUGUCAUUUGAAAGUCAAAGCGUUUAUUGAUUGCUGUCUAAUCUGAUUUUACUGACUGAUGGGAAUCAAUGAGACCAGAGGGGUAGAAUUCCUUGUAGAGUGUUUCUGCUAGUGAGUUAUCUCAUUUCACUGGACAACAGCUGACUCACCUCUGCAUGUUUUACAUGUGACACAAUGAAUGAAUGGUUUAUAUUCAAAAUGACCGACUUAAAGAAGCAAAUGUUUUUGUUUCUGUUUGAUUGAUCUGAAGACGGAGGAGAGAAGAAAAGUAAAUCGGUUUCACUUUUUAUUUCUGUCCUUAAAGUUUUUCCUGCGGUACAAUUACAGUCCAAAAUAAACUGUAGAUUACGUAAUA
Molecule: messenger RNA, 4663 nt
Organism: Seriola aureovittata
Lineage: Eukaryota; Metazoa; Chordata; Actinopteri; Carangiformes; Carangidae
Gene: nes
Product: nestin
Exons: 4
Coding region: 158-3991 (1277 amino acids)
Biological process (GO): positive regulation of intermediate filament depolymerization
Cellular component (GO): intermediate filament
Molecular function (GO): CCR5 chemokine receptor binding; intermediate filament binding
Source: RefSeq, a predicted model, not a curated record